AUGGAGCCUGUUGAUGCAGCAAAAGAUGUUGGCAAGAAUAGCUCCAUUUCUGUGAUGAUUUCAAACCCUAAAGUGUUCGACUGCAGCAUUUGUUUUCAACUCUUAAGCUUUCCAAUCUUUCAGUGUGAUAAUGGUCAUAUUGUUUGCUCUACCUGCUGCUCUAAGUUUGGGAACAAGUGUGACAAGUGCUCAAAAUGCAUUAGCUUAAAACGUUGUAGAGCCUUUGAGAAUCUAUUGCAAUAUAUCAAAAUGCCAUGUCUGAAUGAAAAAUAUGGUUGCAAGGAGACAAUCGAUUACAUUCAGAAGAGGAAGCAUGAAGAAGAAUGCAUCUAUGUGCCAUGUUAUUGCCCCCUUUCAGGUUGUGACUUUGUUGCUUCAUCAGAGGUGUUGUCCGACCAUUUCAGCCAUAAACACGAGGAUUCUCAAAUCAAUUUUUAUUAUGGAUUUUCUUUUCUUGUCUCCUUGAAGUCUGAUGAUGAAGUCAUUGUUCUUCAAGAGAAACGUAGUGGCAAAGUAUUUAUUCUCAAUAAUAGUACUAUGCUUUAUUCAAAAAAAAAUUACAGUACUAUGCUUUUGGGAAAUGCAGUCAAUAUUUGUUGCUUUGGUCCAACUGCUUCUGUGUCCGAGUAUAGUUAUGAUAUAUCGGCUAGGUCUCAGAAAUGCAAACUGAAAUUACACUCGUUUGCAAAGAAUUUGCAUCAAGUUACUUUAGCAACUCUUUCAUCAGAGUUCCUUGUGAUUCCAAUUGGUUCUUCUGAACCUCUCGAGCUUAUGCGAAUCUUCGUAAAUUUACUGACUGGAGAGACAAUCACUUUGGAGGUUAAUAGUUUAGACACGAUAUGCAGUGUGAAAGAGAAGAUUCUUGAUGAGACAGAGUACUCGAUGCAGAGCCAACGAUUGAUCUUUGCCGGCAAGCAACUAGAUGACAGCCGGACUGUUGCCGAUUACAACAUUCAAAAUGAGUCAACCAUCGACGUUGCCUUCCGCAUCCUUGGGGACUAG
Medicago truncatula (barrel medic) is the source of this 1002-nucleotide messenger RNA. Its product is annotated as E3 ubiquitin-protein ligase SINA-like 10. The record is from RefSeq and is a predicted model, not a curated record. The transcript is spliced from 3 exons. Lineage: Eukaryota; Viridiplantae; Streptophyta; Magnoliopsida; Fabales; Fabaceae. Bases 1 to 1002 code for a protein of 333 amino acids. Gene Ontology annotation, molecular function: zinc ion binding; protein binding.